This is a messenger RNA of Rotaria socialis, 585 nucleotides long. The record is from the annotation of a GenBank genome assembly. Lineage: Eukaryota; Metazoa; Rotifera; Eurotatoria; Philodinida; Philodinidae.
AUGGCACAGAAGCAAGAAUUUUCGUCAUUAACUGAUUCUGAACACAAAGUAAGACGAGGAUCAUCUCAAUCCUACAUCGAACAACAACAGAUACGAAUGGAUGAUCAAGAUGAAAACAAACAAGCACAAAUGGAUAUUCAACAAUCAAAUAAAAUGAUGUUAUUAAUGCAACAACUUCUUAAGGAACAAGCUGUUAAACAACUACACUCUAAAAGAAUCAAUCAACUUCUUGAUUCUACUCCAUUCACUGGAUCAGCUUCACAAGAAGUCUCAGAUUGGAUCGACGACUCUAGUAACAAGUGUGAUCAAGUUCAACUAGAUGAUGCGCAACGUUUAUCGGUGGUUAUUGAUCUUCUCAAGGGCAAUGCCAAAUUAUGGUAUGAUACAUACAAGGACACAAUUCAUGAUUGGGUAACAUUGAAAAAUAAAUUAACAACCUAUUUUAAACUUGUAACUGGUACCGAUCAUUUUCAACUGGAACGAAAGCUUUACAAUCGACGACGACAAACAAAUGAAUUAGCAAUUGAUUACUGUCACAACGUUCUGAGACUUUGUUCAAAGGUUAAUAAAUACAUGGAUGGAUGA